Daphnia pulex (common water flea) is the source of this 576-nucleotide messenger RNA. Its product is annotated as sodium- and chloride-dependent GABA transporter 1-like. The annotation marks the transcript as partial. Gene Ontology annotation, cellular component: membrane. Gene Ontology annotation, biological process: sodium ion transmembrane transport. The transcript is spliced from 5 exons. Lineage: Eukaryota; Metazoa; Arthropoda; Branchiopoda; Diplostraca; Daphniidae. The record is from RefSeq and is a predicted model, not a curated record.
UUUGAUUUGGCAGGAGCUUUUCUGGUGCCGUAUUUGAUUACGAUUCUCUUCGCCGGUGUCCCCAUGUUUUUUCUGGAGUGCGCCUUGGGUCAGUACUUGGGAAUUGGCGGCCUGGGAGUCUGGAAAGUCACUUCCUUCUUCAAAGGUGUGGGCUACGCCGCCGUCAUCAACGCCGCAUUGCUCAAAAUCUACUUAAUUGUCAUCUUUGUUUGGUGCCUCUUCUACUUCCUCGUCUCUCUCAGCAAAGUCCUCCCAUGGGGCAAGUGCGACAACUGGCGUCGCGUUCUCAUGAUCUCGGGCUGGUUGGAGGACAUUGGCGAAUUUCGCUGGGAACUGGUGGGAACGUUGGCCGUUGUUCGGUUCAUGUGCUACUUUUGCAUCUGGAAAGGAGUCAAAUGGACGGGCAAGGUGGUUUACUUCACGGCCCUCUUCCCUUACUUCCUGUUGACGGUGUUGCUCAUUCGUGGAGUUACUCUGCCCGGCGCCGCCGAAGGUAUCGCUUUCUACCUGACUCCGGAUUUGUCAAGGCUUCGAGACCCGGAGGUAAGUUAUUCUUCGUAAUACAAUACGUCUUAU